AUGGAGGCUUCGAUCUAGACUAUCUCAUCCUUUAUCGGUGACCCAACAACUACAGUAAUUGCCGUCACGACAACAGAGACGAUUAGGAUAGUCGACCCGUUCAAGGAGACGCAAACGAUCACGGAGACAGUCACAUCCUUUUUUCGAAGGGCUUGGCAAAGUGCUGGCGUUGAAGCACCACUUACUGCUGCAAGCCCAGAACCUACCACUGUACAAGGAGCUUGGAAAGGGAGUCAUGGAGAGCAAAAGCGUAAUGUCUUGAUCAUAACUGAAACAAUAACAAUCACGACGACCGUCUUUGUCCCUAAUGUUGUCACCAACACCAUCACGAAUACUGCUUUUAACACGGUUACCGAGGCUCCGAAUGCCAAUACAACAGUAACGGUCACUACGACCGUCUUCUCACCAUCGCCCACGGUUUCGAUACCCAUAGACACAUUCUCGGCUACCAUCCCCACUAAUACCCCCUCGCCAGCGCCUACGGUAUCUAUCCCGCCAUCCACAAUGGAAGAACUGGAUCUGACUACAACGCACACAUCGGAGACUCAAGCUGUGAUUUCAUCGACAGAGCUGGAGAACACACCAAUAUCAACCAAUGUCCUGCCAAACACCAUGACCCAACCAACUUCCACAACUUCCUCGUUCUCAACAACAACCUCCACAACCCCCUCUUCAACCCCCUCGGAAACACCCACGCCUCUUCCCGAGCUCCCGAUAACAACUAUCACCAACCGGCCCCUCACCCGCAAACAGAUCGCCAGCAUCCUGGCCGGUUCAAUUGUCUCCACCGUCAUUCUUACUGCACUAGCAAUCUUUUUGUUUGUUCGAUACCGGAGGAAACGUGAACGUGAGCAGGAAAAGGAAGCAGGGGAGAAGCAGCCGGAUGAUAGUGCCGGAGGUGUGGUUGGAGGGAGGCAUCCUUCCCCUCCUCCGUCGUCACUGCUCGACUUGACAUCAUCAGAAUUCCCCCCUCGGGGCAAAAGUCGUCUCAAAUCCCUCUUCUCAUCAGCAAAAACUAUGGUCUUGAACUUCUUCUCCCUCGGUCUCCAAGACGGCAAAGGCAAAGGUAAAGCCCGUCCUUCCUCAUCAGGCUCAUCGAUCUACACCCCCUCCAACUACUCCUCUUCUUCUCCGCCAACCCCCAAAGCCGAACUCAAACGCAACUCCCGCAACCAAGUCCGCGUCGUGAUCCGCCCGGCCCGCGUAAAAUACAAACCUGUUCCUGUUGUAGUCUCUCGGACCUCGUCAUCCUCUUCUACAAUCCCAAGUCUGGUUUCUCCGAUGGGGUUCAACAUCGGCUCACCGUUUGCAGCAUCCUCCCCAUCGGAUGAUGGGCCAAUGCCAGGACCGUCGGGGACUAAUACAAACUCAAGGGGAAUACAAAACGGGUUGAGGAAGGUCACGCCCAGUUCGGAGGAGAAAGAAGAAUGGAGUGUCAUCAGCGAGAGGGGAAGCUUGAGGGAGGGGGAUGAGGAAUGGGAGAGGUUGAAGAAAGGUGAGGGGAUUGGGAUUGCUAGAGGGAAUGGGAGUGGGGUUGGAUUAGGAGGGGGGAGUGCGAAGGCUUGGUGGAAGGUUUCGUAG
Molecule: messenger RNA, 1581 nt
Organism: Thermochaetoides thermophila DSM 1495
Lineage: Eukaryota; Fungi; Ascomycota; Sordariomycetes; Sordariales; Chaetomiaceae
Source: the annotation of a RefSeq genome assembly